AUGCAUAAUGAAAUCUUCAUCUCCGGUAGCUUGGUCGGCGGCGGUCUGGAGCUUGGGCUCAAGGAGAGGAUUGCCAGGAGGGGGAGGGAGAGGAGGGGUCUCGCCGGGGUGGUCGGGUUCGGUGGGGGGGAGGGCAUGGGGGCGGCGGAGGAUUACGUCAAGGACGCGCUAGGGGGGGACCCAUGCGUCAUUGAGGACUCGGCGGAUGUUGCCGACAAACGAAUGCCACUUAAUCGCAGAUUUGUCAGCUGCAAGCUGCAGUUUGUCAAUGGAGGAAGUAUCGAUAGAAGGAGGGAGGGGGGAGAGGGAGGGCAUGGGGUUAGCCAUGAGGGACGGCUGCGGGUGGACCCGCAGUGGUCACGGAAGCGCGCAGGCGGCGGCAGCUGGCGGGGCUGCUGUGGCGUAGGCCGCGGCGAGCGCAGGCGCGGAGGCGGCGACGAGGCCGCGGAGCGGCGCAAGGUGGCGUCGGCUGGUGAGGCCGCGGCGGACGCAGGCGCAGAGGCGGCGACGAGGCCGCGGAGGGGAGCGGCGCGGGCGGCGGCGGCUGGCGAGGCCGCGGUGACGCGGGCGCGGAGGCGGCUACGAGGCCGCGGAGGGGGGAAUGGCGCGGUCGACGGUGGCUGGCGAGGUCGCGGCGACGGCAGGCGCGGAGGCGGCUACGAGGCCACGGAGCGGUGCGAGGUGGCGGCGGCUUACGAGGCCACAGCGAGCGCAGACGCAGAGGUGGCAACAAGGCCGUGA
This is a messenger RNA of Closterium sp. NIES-65, 741 nucleotides long. The record is from the annotation of a GenBank genome assembly. NCBI's taxonomy places the organism in Eukaryota, Viridiplantae, Streptophyta, Zygnematophyceae, Desmidiales, Closteriaceae.